This is a messenger RNA of Pygocentrus nattereri (red-bellied piranha), 5905 nucleotides long. RefSeq lists its product as uncharacterized. Gene Ontology annotation, molecular function: zinc ion binding; histone demethylase activity; DNA binding. NCBI's taxonomy places the organism in Eukaryota, Metazoa, Chordata, Actinopteri, Characiformes, Serrasalmidae. Gene Ontology annotation, biological process: regulation of transcription by RNA polymerase II; protein demethylation. The transcript is spliced from 12 exons. Bases 874 to 3318 code for a protein of 814 amino acids. The record is from RefSeq and is a predicted model, not a curated record.
UUUUAAGGCAGAAAUGGAGGACGAUGUGUCAUCGAGACGCCACAGACGAAUUUAUAACGUUGCGCGAAAUUAAAUAUAAAAAAAUAGAAAAUUUGGACAGAAAUGGCAACAGAGCAGAUUUGACAACACAAUAGGGGGAAAAAUGAGGAGAACAAUAGCCACGUUCAGCCGCCUGCUCGGCUUUCUUUCGCUUUGAUCGGUGCUUGGUGGAUUAAUAUCAUUAUUUCUUUUUUUUGUUUAUUUUUGGCGUCGUUGCGAAAAAACAGGGGCAUCCGAGCCUCUCAAGGGGCAUUAAAUGCAGAUGCGCUGUGAAAAUCUUGGGCAGUGAGUGAGAGCACGUUGGUUGGGACUGGAUAAGGAGAGAGGGAGAGGGGGGAGAGAGACCUACGGAGAGAGUGGGAGAGAGAGAGAGCGAGUCAUAGAAAACACUGAAUGGCAACGAACCCCACACAUACAGAUAAUUCAUGUAAUCCAUCCAUUCAGCAGCAGCUAUAACUCUCUGUUUAUCUGCUUUAAAUCUCCCUUACCAAAGGAGGAGGAAGAGGAGGAGGAGGAAGAAGAAGAAGAAGAAGAAGAGGAGGAGGAGGAGGAGGUUUGAUGGCAAGUUUUCUUGAUGCUGGUCGUUUUAUGAAGAUGCACAUGUAAAGGCUGCCAAAGCAGAAGAACAGAAGAGUAGAAGCAGGGGGAGAGAAAAAGGGGGAAAAUCGGCACAGGCAGGAGGAGAAGAGAAACGAGGAAGCCAAAAAGAAAAAAAAAACACGAAAAGGAAAGAAAGGAUCUCAUCUUGUUCCUGCCUUUCAACCACAAUAACAUUAUUUCUAAUGCGAGGCCAGGGAGUAUGCGACCCGGCGCUAACAGUUGAAUGCAGAGGGGAUGUCGGGCAGUAAGGCUCUGGGCGGGGCGAGGCGGCGGCGAACCCGCUGCCGACGCUGUCAGGCCUGCAUGCGCACAGAGUGUGGAGAGUGCCACUUCUGCAAAGACAUGAAGAAAUUCGGGGGCCCGGGACGCAUGAAACAGUCCUGCCUGCUCCGACAGUGCACAGCGCCCGUUCUUCCUCACACGGCGGUGUGUUUUGCGUGUGGUGAGGCGGGUAAGGAGGACACGGUGGAGUCGGAGGAGGAGAAGUUCAGCCUCUCUCUGAUGGAGUGCACCAUCUGCAACGAGAUCAUACACCCCAGCUGCCUUAAGAUGGGUAAGGCAGAGGGCAUCAUCAAUGAUGAAAUCCCGAACUGCUGGGAAUGUCCAAAGUGCCAUAAGGAAGGCAAGACCAGCAAGGAUAGUGAUGGUUUGGGAAAGAGACGGCUGGAUAACGGCGAGGUUGGCCGUUGGAAAAUAACGGACGAUCCGCCGCCCAGCAAAAAGAAACCACCUUCGCUCGAUGAGGCCCGACAGGACGGCCACAAACGCAAGAAGGAGAAGGAGAUGGCCCAGGAGAGCGGCCCUAAGAAGAAGAUGAAAGGUGCUCGGGAAAAGCAUCUGAAAAAGAAGCAGAAGCCCAACUCAUCUGACUCUGCGGAGACCAACGGUCCGAACCCGUCUGCUGGAGGUCAGGGGUCAGGUCCUGUAACAGCUCAACCUCCGUCUUCAGCCUCCAGCCAGGACCAGCGCUCCCACCACCGCGAGAAAUUGGAGCGGUUUAAGCGGAUGUGCCAAAUGCUGGAGCGUGCUCGGGACUCAUCGUCGUCUUCGUCCUCCAGCUCGGAAUCAGACUCCGAGUCGGAUUCUGAUUCAGCCUCUCCGGCCAACGCCUCGGACCCUUCGUCUCCAGCCACUGCGUACAGGGAACGGGAGCGGGAACGGGAGAGGAAUCGGCGGCUGGCCGAGCUCGGCUUCAGUGCCAGCGAGGACUCUGAGGGGGAGGGGGCGGGGACCGAACAGGAACGGGAUGCUGGGGAAGACCCUCAGCAGAGGCGUAGAGGUGACAGUGCCCCCCGCGGGCGAAAGGCAGCUAUGGCAACAGAGCUAGAGGAUGAGGACGGGGACAGAAACAGAAAGCCUACAACCCUGCCUCCACCUUCCCCACUGUCCUCCACCCAGCAGCAACCUCCAGCUGGCCACGGCCAGCCACCAGCCUCCGAGGGACUGACGAAAAGGAGUAAUGGUCAGGAAACGCGGAACGGCCGGACAAGAGCCGGCGGACGAGAGACACAAGAGAAAGAGAAUGCCAACAGCAGUGCAGUCACCAACCACCGACACAAUACGACGGGCGGUACAGGAAAGGCCAGAAGUGGCAGUAAGCUCCGCGCUGGAGGCAGACAGACGGGGCCGUCCACCAAGAGCAGCACGACGACGACAGGAAGUGGGACAGCUAAUGGAGGAAGUGGGGUAAUCCUGUCGAACGCAGGUGGUGUUUCUGCAGCCUCCUGCCCGUCACGGUUGGCGGCGGCCCAGUUAGUGAAGCGCAGCCCUGCGGCCGUGCCCUCACCCCCUCGUCCUGUACAGAUGGAGAGGCACCUGGUGCGUCCGCCACCCGCCUGCCCUGAACCGCACUGCCUCCCGCUGGACAGCGGUGCCUCACACGUCCUGCCCCGGGACGUCUGGCUCCGAGUGUUUCAGCACCUCAGCCAGAAGCAGCUCUGCGUCUGCAUGAGGGUCUGCAGGACGUGGAGCCGCUGGUGCUGUGAUAAGAGGUUGUGGACUCAGAUCGAUUUGAGUCGUCAGAGGUCCAUCACCCCCCCAAUGCUGAGCGGUAUAAUCCGCCGCCAGCCCGUCUCACUUAAUCUGGGCUUUACCAAUAUCUCCAAAAAACAGCUUCUGUGGCUCAUCAAUCGCUUACAAGGUUUAUUGGAGCUGAAUGUGUCUGGCUGCACGUGGUCGUCUGUAUCCGCUCUUUGUCAGGCUGUGUGUCCAUGUCUGCGUCUCCUGGACCUCAGCCGAGUGGAAGACCUCAAAGACUCGCACCUGAAAGAGCUGCUGGCUCCGCCCUCCACCGACACACGCACAGGUGAGAACCGUGGUGGACGUUUCCAGAAUGUGACAGAACUGCGGUUAUCUGGACUGGAGGUGACUGAUGCUGCGUCCCGACUACUGGUCCGCUACCUGCCUCAUCUCACCAAGCUGGACCUGAGUCAGUGCGGCCAAAUCACAGACCAGACCAUUCACACACUGACCUCUCCUAUAUCUCCACUGAGAGAGAGCCUCACACACGUCAACCUCGCAGGUUGUGUGAAGGUGACGGAGCAGUGUUUGCCGCUGCUGCGGCGGUGCGUGUCCCUGCAGAGCGUGGACCUGCGCUCCUGUGGACUCGUCUCGCCGGACGCUGGACAGAUCCACUCCUUCCCCUCCCCCGACGACAGACUGCUGCUGAAGAACAGCUAAAGACCCCACCCACCCACACCCACCCACACUACGUCCCAGAGACACGGCCGGCGCUCAGCGAGCCACACAGAUGGGGGAACCUGUUUGCUGCAGUUGUUAUUAUUAUAAUAAUAAUUAUUAUUAUUAUUAUUAUUUUUGUUCCUGGAUCAACUAUUUGUGAAUGGACUUAACAGACAAGAGAAAAGACAACAAGCAUGUACAUAUUCAGUAUCAGUGCUGUGUGCGCGUGAGUGCGUGUAUGUAUGUGUAAAUGUGCUUUACUGUAAAAUAAUCCAGUUUGUCUGCUCAGCAGCCCACCCCUCCCCAAUCCUCCGGUCUAUCCAGUCCCUCCCCCAACCCCCCACCCACCACUCACCUGUAUGCAGGUAAGGCUCCCAGGGUUCUAGCGGAGAAGCCAGCUCUACUCGCAGCAUAUUUGCACUAGGCAGUGGACGGCUAACAGUGUAUCUGUACACAGAAUGUAUCCACCGCUAGAGAGGUUCUUCCAAACAAAGUGAGCCCGAGUGGGGGGCUGGAGUGGGCGUGAGACCCCUGUAUGAAAGCUGUAAACAGUGUUAAUGUACCUACUUUCAGUUUUGGGGGGGUGGGGGUGCUCACUGUCCGUCUGCUUACUCAGAAUUCCUUUGAGGGAGUCGAGGGAGCCGGUUUGAGUCGAGCCUGAGUCUGAGGGGGCGGGGUUAGUUUUCGUUUGUUUACCAUGGCCAUGCAAUCACCUCAAUAUUACACUUUCUGUGUGCUUUUUUCUUUUUCCUCCCCUUUUUUUCCACCCCCUAAAUACUUCUCGCUCAGGCCACACCCCUUUCUUCCUCUUUUUCCUUUUUUUUUUCUGCCCAGUAUCAGGACUCUUCUCCUUUUUAGCUGUUCUUCUCUCUUUCCCCCCUUUUUAAUAACGUUUCACCAUAAACCUCCCCACCUGUUCAUGAUGGGACUGCAUUUUGCACCCCACAUUUUUUAUUUUUUUUUUUAAACCUAAGUAACACCCCCUUUUCCCCUCUUUCUUUUUAUUUUUCAUCUGGGCCAAAAUUGCUCUUCUCCCUCACCCCUCCCCUCUCCCAUUUAUAAACACCUUCUGCAAAGGCCACACCCACUUUUUUUAUUCUUCACCGAGGCUAUUAUUUUUCUCUUUCCUCGUUCUUUUCUCUUUUUCUUUCUUUGACUAAGUUUUCACCCAGGCCACUCCCCCUUUUUCCUUUUCCCCGCCCUCGUCCUCUUUGAUUGCGUAUGCAUGUAAAUGUGAGUGUGGUGAUUGUUCGAGCCUCCCUCACCUCCAUCCGUGCCAUUCACUCCACACCUGCUUUCCCACAGUCAUCUUUAGCCCCGCCUUUCUUUCCUUGCUCCGCCUCCGUUGCUCCUCGUGUUCUGUGCUAUUGGUGCGUUUCCUCGUCCAGUUCUGCAGGCGCCACAUCUGGAACCUCUGUGUUGCACUGUUUUGGGUUUAAUAUGCAGUCCUGCUCCAGAACCUUGCCACUCCAGUGCCACACUCAGCUUUGCCAAGACUUGCUGUCGUUAUAAACCCUGCCCUGCUUUGUUCUGCUCUAAUAUAGGGGGCGCUGUAACCCCCGUACCCUAUGAAUUUCUCCCCACGCUGCACUGAGAAUGCGUGCUCUGACCCUCAUCAGGUGCGUGAAAGUGAGGGGAUUUGGGCUGCUGUCAGUUUGCCCUCCGCCGCACUCGUUUUUAGGACUUGUUUUGUUUUUGUUGUUUUCUGAUUCUCACUUCCUUCACUAGAUCACGUUGAGGCGGGUACUCGAAGCUGCUAAAACCCUCUGCAUCGAAAUUUUAAAAUGACGCUGGUGUCAGACACUCCUGAUACGUUUGUUCGGCUAAUGCAGGGAAAUCUCUCUAACAGCUACUCCCUAAAAACUGCAGGAGUGGCUCCAGUAGCGUGCUAACAGGCUGCACUGCUCCAAAAGCCUGUUCAGUAUUGCCAGAAAAUGUGUGAAAAAUGCAGAACAGCAUUAGAAAAUCAUCCCCCACCCCACUCGUAUACUUCUGUUAGUCCUUCUUUUGAGUUAAACCAUCAUUUUCAGACUUGGUUUAGGCCACAUCACUGGUUUAGGGCAGAGGCCAUCAAGUACAGACCUAUAAUCUAGAUUCCGGUCCUGGAUUUUGGAAUUACUGCUAAGUGUUCGCCAGUCCAGUCAGCUCCAUCGAGGGAUCAGUUACCAGUGAUUACAAAAACCAGGACUGGAAUAUGGAUCAAAGGUCUGGAUCUGAAGACCGCUGAUUUUAGACAUUAUUUGUCAGCCUGUAGAUACGUUUAUAAAGAAAAUUCGCCUGUUUUAAGCAGUGAAAUUGGCGCAACAGGGUCCGAACAGUGUUAGAGGGGCUUCCGUUUCUUAAAAUCUUGGAUUUUGACCACCGAAUUGUUCUUGAGGUCUAGCUUUUUAAUGAGCCAGAGUGUAACAUGUGCUAAUAAACACUCCUCACAGACACAUGGUUAGUUGUAAACGAGCCAAAAUACGGUUUGUUGUUGUGCGUAUGAAUGUGUGAAUGAAUGUGGAGGGCUGGAGUUUAUUAUGGGUUAUAAUUUCACAGUAAAAAAAAAAAAAAAAAAAAAAAUCAUAGUGUUGUUUUCCUUGCUUUG